Messenger RNA from Nezara viridula (southern green stink bug), 1227 nucleotides. The record is from the annotation of a GenBank genome assembly. Lineage: Eukaryota; Metazoa; Arthropoda; Insecta; Hemiptera; Pentatomidae.
AACAACUUAAGGUUUCGUAUCUGUUCAGUAUGGUACUCAUUAAUAUAAAUCUUAAAAGAAAGAUAUUUAUAUCUACCGCGGCCAAAAUAAGAAAACAUUCUUGAUUAUUUAAGAACCAGUCAGAAAAACCCAUAUUGUCAAAGUAGGACAUCAUCGGUUCAAUGCAUCAUGGAGAGUUGUGUAACACAUACCGAACAAGAAGCGGAGUUGAAACUUUAAAUGGAUAUAUUUGUAACUCAUCGGAGACGGAAGUCGACUCACGAAGUUGGCCAAUAGGAAGAAGAGUAUUAACAAGUUCGCCACGACCUCUGUGCAGACAACUUCCUGGGACCGGGGGCACUUCCUCCUUAAUCGAGUUACAGUUGAAGAGGGUCAGGGACCGGCAACUUGUGCAACUUGGUGGCCGAACAGAACUUCUCCAAGCCCAGGAAAUUCAUUCAAAUCAAACCAUCAUUUAAAGCCCAGCGAUUGGGCAACAAGACAACAGCGGUUGGUUACUUUUGUAGAUAAAUAGAAUCAAUAGCUCCAGAGGAGGAAUCAUCAAAAUAUACAAGAGGCCGAGUUGGUAUUACAUUGAAACUUCAGCCACUGGAUCUAACUUAGUUCCAAAGAACCAAAUAAGCUUAUUAUAACUUAAUCAUUACAAUUGAUAAUAAUGAAGACUAGUGAAAGUGUAUAAAUUUAGAAAGAACUAAAAGACCGAGAGUGCCUGGUUUGGAGUACGUGGGUUCGAUCCUCAAUUCAGUCAGUCAAUAAUAUUGGAUACAUUGAGGUCUCGUGAAAGAAACGAUGACAUUGGUUAGAAAUGGGCGACUAUCUCUAGGUAAUCCUUGCAAAAGAUACCAACCCUUGAAACAAGUAUGAAUAGGCUUUAAAAAAUCUAUAACGAAAACUCUACAGAACAAUUACAGUCCAGUCCGAAGAUGGAUCAUAGUGUCUGAUGAAAUAAACAGUAGAAGUGAAUUUUAUAUUGUGACAAUAUAACAAUUUUUAAAAACAAAACAAAGUGUGGACAUUUUAUUUAGAAGACCAUUCAUUAUAAUAGCGGCAACAUUUAACAAAAGUUACAAUACAACAUUAAACACAAUGGUAUUUAACUUGAAAUGAAAUACCCCAAACCUAAUGUGUGAAUUUAUUAUUAAUAUUAUUGGUAGUCUUUUUCUGAAUGGACUUAUACCUAAUGAAUUACUGAUUUAAAAGUGAAGAAGCAAAUAAAUUGUAAUUUUA